Annulohypoxylon truncatum is the source of this 723-nucleotide messenger RNA. RefSeq lists its product as uncharacterized. Gene Ontology annotation, biological process: intronic box C/D snoRNA processing; tRNA processing; nuclear-transcribed mRNA catabolic process, RNase MRP-dependent. The record is from RefSeq and is a predicted model, not a curated record. Gene Ontology annotation, molecular function: ribonuclease MRP activity. Bases 74 to 502 code for a protein of 142 amino acids. The transcript has a single exon. Lineage: Eukaryota; Fungi; Ascomycota; Sordariomycetes; Xylariales; Hypoxylaceae. Gene Ontology annotation, cellular component: ribonuclease MRP complex; nucleolar ribonuclease P complex.
GAUUUACAGAAUAGAGACCAGUCUUAAUCGCAUACAUUAUCACAGCAAAAACCAGUCAAUCUCAAAGACCAACAUGACUGAACAAGCCGACAUAUCAAUGGAGGGCACCUCGAGUGCACCAAAGGUGAAAAAGGCUCACGAAUUAGUUACUGCUACAAUCAAGGCACCACGUUAUUCCUAUGCACAUCUCGAGCUUUUCAGUGAUUCACCGGAUGCUGAAGAUCUUGAUGCUCUUCAAGUACGGUCCUACUGUACAUCCGCCCUGAAGCAGUUUCUAGGCGCUACGGGUGUCGGAAUUCCCCUGGAUAUCCUCAAGGUAGAGGGCAAGGACUGCUGGUUGAGAGUACCACGAGAUGAUCUAGGAGCAUUUUCGGCAGCUAUUACAGCCUGGCAAGGCUCAUACCAGGACGGGAUCCAUUCUUCAUUUCGAAUACGAGGAUGCUCCGACUGGCUUGGUGCCUUGGUUGGUAGAGCCGGAGAAGACAAGAUCUGGAGUGGUUGAAGUUUGAGACCAAGUCACCAAUACGCUGAGAAAUGAAAUGUGCUAAAAGUUCAUUUUUCAUUGGUAUCGCCAAUAUGGUAUAGAGUCCCGUUUCCUCUCCUAUAUCCCCGCAACGCCCAUGCUUCCAUGACCAUGAAGUGCCAUAUAUGCAAAAAUGCCCAUGAUAUGCCACCAUUGAUAGAAGCUCAGCAUGUGGAAAUACGCAAAUUGAAUUCACUCUU